AUGGCUGGACAGUGUUUAGUAAAGAUUCUGGUGUGUUUGCUGGUAAUACAGUGUUCUGAAGGCAGGCCAACAGCAUCAGACGAUAAGAAAGUGACGAUGUCUGGAGAACCGACGCAUUUUCAAGUCGACGACAAAGCUGCCGAGCUCGAGAUCAACGCGAAUGCCAUGGGUGUAAAA
This is a messenger RNA of Paramuricea clavata, 177 nucleotides long. NCBI's taxonomy places the organism in Eukaryota, Metazoa, Cnidaria, Anthozoa, Malacalcyonacea, Plexauridae. The record is from the annotation of a GenBank genome assembly.